Aspergillus aculeatinus CBS 121060 is the source of this 1678-nucleotide messenger RNA. RefSeq names its product alpha/beta-hydrolase. NCBI's taxonomy places the organism in Eukaryota, Fungi, Ascomycota, Eurotiomycetes, Eurotiales, Aspergillaceae. The record is from RefSeq and is a predicted model, not a curated record. The transcript is spliced from 5 exons. Bases 1 to 1497 code for a protein of 498 amino acids. Gene Ontology annotation, molecular function: dipeptidyl-peptidase activity.
AUGACACUCACCCCGCCGUUUGUAAAUCUCCUAUGGUGGAGCAUAUCCGAUGUCGAGGGCUAUACUCGCACAAAGCAUACUUAUAUCCCCAUGCGGGAUGGGGUUGAAUUGUGCGCUGACCUCUUCCUACCUUUCGCCGCCUCUAAGGAGGGUAAACAGAUCCCCGUGAUCUGUAGCAUGGGACUGUAUGGCAAGGACAUUCAUGCGUCCACAUUUGGACUCCCCAAGACCCCGAUUUACGCGGAAAUGUACAAGCACAUCAAAACACUGGGGCCAGAUGCUGCAUUUGAGCUGUGCGAGCCUACUAUCUGGUGUCGGGAAUAUGGCUAUGCUCUGCUCCGCGCUGAUGUGCGGGGCGUUGGAGGCAGUCAAGGGAAACUCGAUCCCUCUGCUACUUCGGCAUGGUUGGCUACUGGGCUGCAAUCCUGUGUCAUGUCAUACGAGUCCGCAUGCAGUAUGUACCAAGCGGCCCGAAGAGGUGGAAUCCACAGCCACAACUUCCAGUCCCGCUGGUUUCACAAUAUCGUGUCCCGUGUGGACUACCCCAAGCUGCUCACCCUGACAGAAUACCCCACGGACGGUGCGUGGGCGGUCUUGGAGAAGGUCCGCAAGCUGUCGGACAUUGAAGUGCCAUUCUACUCCGCGGGGAAUUGGACUGACCCUGAGCUUCAUUUACCCGGCAACAUCCGCGCUUUCAACGGCAUCUCGUCCCAAUAUAAAUGGUUGGAAAUGCAUACCGGAAACCACCUGGGCGCGUUCUAUGAGCCAGAUCACAUUGCGCUGCAAAAGAAAUUCUUGGACCACUUCCUCUUCGACAAAAAGGCCAAUGGCAUACUCGAUGUCCCUCGCAUUCCCUUGCUACAGCACCACGGUACGGAGACUCUCUACCGCGAGCAUGAGGUGUCUUUCCCGCCGGCCGACGCCGAGGAUGUCAGUUUCUACCUCACCCCAGAGAAGAAGUUGUCCUUGGCCCUACCAUCCGGGAGCAAGGAGUCCUUUAGCUAUGCUGGAUUCAAGGAGUCUCUCAACUUCUCCUUGGAAUCCCCAGUUCCGGAAUCCUUUGAGCUUUUGGGAUCCCCUUACCUCGAGCUCGAAGUGUCUACACAGGCCAAGGAUCUCGAUCUCUUCGUUUACCUCCGGGCUGUGGACGCCGACGGAAAUGUGAUCGUGCUUCGUGGGAACCAUGGCGAGCCGAUGGACACCUUCGCCCGAGGAUACUUCCGUCUCUCGCACCGGGAUGAAGUUGCCAAAGACAUCCUGAAGGAGAAGGUACUGGCCCAGAAAUCCAUGGCACGCUCUGAAGUUGCGCAAGGGAAGGUUUACUCGGUCCUCGUGCCUCUGUACCCGGCGGCGUUUCUGUUUGGCCCGAACCAGAGGCUCGAGCUUGAGAUCGGUUCCGUCAACACCCCUAGCACCAUUCCCCCGAUGCGUCAUGAAGGUGGGGACAGGCUUCCGGAAGGAUUCGAGGGCGAGAACGUCAUCUUUUCUCAUGGGUAACUGGUUCUACCCCGUGUGCGGCGGUGAUUCGGGAUGUUCUUUUGAAGAAGUUCAGGGUUAUAUCCUGCCAGGUAUCUAGCGGUUCGCAGUUCGGGAAGAAUCCAUGUAGUAUAAGGAUUAGUUGCAUAUGAGUCCAUUGUCAAUAACCAGAAUGGGUUGUGGAAUUUUUGGGAAGUGCGUG